GGGGCUCGCCACAGUGGGAAGACGUCAUUUGCCUUUCAAUCAGCUGUGAAUAGUGCUCUGGAGGGCAGACGUGUAAUCGUGAUGUGCUGCGAACACGUACUCUGCUCUAAGCUGCCCCAGCCACUUACACCGCUUUGCAAUUUGGACAAGACAGCACUUGGCCGUAUUGAGUUCGUCUAUGUGGAGAGCAUUGCGGAGGUGGUGCGUGAGUUGAGCACGUGGAUGACACCGCAGGAUGUUCCUGCACUUGUGAUUGUGGAUGAUGACAGUUUCACAGACGCCGGCGAUGCACGUCGGACGGCGCAGUUAUUGGCGGCGUUAGAGAAUGUCUAUGAGUGGAUGACACGGCAUGCAAAUACGCAUACCAAUGGCACUAGUGCAGUAGGGUCAUCUGCAGUAGGGGUGCGGUUUCAUUACGUACUCGUAUCCAACAACUUUCCCGAGCGUAGCCAAGGUGCUGAACUCCCGUUUAGUGCAUUUCCACUUGUUUGUAUUUAUGUUGGCUCAACUGGCUCUGUUGUGGUGCACACAAUGGAGACGGACAGAACAGAGGUGAGGCCGCUGCAAUUAGAGUGGGAUAACGGACUCAUCCUUCGCACAGCGUGA
Trypanosoma theileri is the source of this 606-nucleotide messenger RNA. RefSeq lists its product as uncharacterized. The record is from RefSeq and is a predicted model, not a curated record. Gene Ontology annotation, molecular function: single-stranded DNA binding. NCBI's taxonomy places the organism in Eukaryota, Euglenozoa, Kinetoplastea, Trypanosomatida, Trypanosomatidae. Gene Ontology annotation, biological process: double-strand break repair via homologous recombination. The transcript has a single exon. The annotation marks the transcript as partial. Gene Ontology annotation, cellular component: Shu complex.